ACCGAAGCAGCCCCUGCCCCCCAUGAUGCCUGUUUUGAUAUCUUGUAUUGGGUUUAUCGUUAACAUCCCUGACCUUUCAUCAGUCAAGUCGGAGAUAUCGUUAUGUACACUUCGAGGGGAAACCUAGUCGCUGUAGGAGUUUUCUUUUUGCUAGUUUUUGGAUCCAAAUCAAGAGGAUUAGAGUCUCUAUGGCCUGCAGGACAAUAUGGCCUCGUUAUGCCAUUGUCUGGGUGUCCACUAGCUCAGUUUAUGUGGCAGACAGGAUGGAGGUUUCAAGACACUGAAGACAAAACACCCUCGAACGGGCGAUCAGACAGUCUUCACAUCGAAGGAUCUGUAGGAUUUAGUAGCGUCAACAAAUCAUUUUGUAUGAAAAUUAAUACCUCACAAGACAGUAGCUUGCAAAAAACAUGGCCCAAAGGUAAAUACUGCAUUUACAAGAAAGGACCUUAUUGCCCUCAAGGUUUACAAUCAGGAUUAGUCACGUGGGAUGACGAAGACUCAGAAAAUACAAACAGCCAAUCAGGUGCUCUGCCUGAAGGUUAUUACUCAAGCUCACGAACAACCAUUCAAUACUGCUGCAGUAUAGAAGGUACCAAGACCACGCCCAUCUCAUUACCCAUUGAGAAGCCAUUCUAUUUGCUUGCAUACAACUCAAAGCAAUGUCAGCAGGUUAAGUGGGCGUUGGCUACACGUGAAUGGAUCUACUAUGACACUGAAAAUGGCGUGAAUAACGAUGGAAAGUACGGMAAUUAUCCUUAUGAAGCUAAGGGCGGAGUUGACGGUCAUACCAUUCAUUAUUGCUAUUAUACUARUUGUAAGUACAUACUCAAUGCUACUUCCGGUGUGUUCCAGUCCCCUAACUUCCCUAAUGAGUACCCAGAUGGCCAGGUCUGCUCGUGGAGGAUCACGGUAUCGUCYAAUCACGUCAUAAAUCUGCGAUUUACGAAUUUUUCCUUGCGUUCCCCCGGUGACGUUGUGCAGGUAUAUGAUGGUUUCAACGACAGYKCARCAUUCUUGGGUAGUUACCAUGGUGUUAGGGUGCCUAGCAACCUCAAGUCGUCAUCUAAUUCUYUGUAUGUGGUGUUUCGAACUGAUGAUGGAUUGAGUGGCAUGGGAUUUAAAGCUCAUUAUGAAGGCAUUGAUCCUAGUGGCGAUGGCCAGUCAUCUACAAGUAUUACACACUCCAAAACAAUGACUUCUACAACUGCCCCAACAAGAGAAAGCACACUUAGUACUSCAGACAUUUCUUCACGUUCUUCAGUAACCGAUCCUAGUCAAGAUGGUAAAGUGUCUUGUUUAAAAGAGUCAAAAGCCACUGUACAUACUGCCUCAAUUGUUGUACCAGUAAUUUGUGUGAUAAUAUGCAUCUUGAUUGCUUCAGCAUUGAUUUAUCAUUGGAGGAAAACAAAGAAAAGAGAAAAAGAUAUGACUAUAAUAUAUCAAGCUAAGACGGCAAGYAAUCCUUCCUAUUUUGGUACUAAAAUAGUGAAAAAUAAGCACAUCAAAAAUGAAGAUGAGGUUUCUAUUGCACCAAAUGAAGAAGCAAAGGAAGAAAUCUACCAAGAAGUGACAGAAAAAAGAAUUGACAACCCUCUGUAUGAAUCACAAGAUCAUCUUGACACAGGGAACCCAAUUUAUCAAUCAACACCUGAUAGUACAUACGACAGCAUACCAUACAACAAUGGCUUCUUCCAUGGACUAUCAGAAAAUUGAUUUGCAUUAAAAAUUAUUUUAUUA
Molecule: messenger RNA, 1740 nt
Organism: Exaiptasia diaphana
Lineage: Eukaryota; Metazoa; Cnidaria; Anthozoa; Actiniaria; Aiptasiidae
Exons: 9
Coding region: 103-1716 (537 amino acids)
Cellular component (GO): membrane
Molecular function (GO): wide pore channel activity
Source: RefSeq, a predicted model, not a curated record